Molecule: messenger RNA, 1168 nt
Organism: Phalaenopsis equestris
Lineage: Eukaryota; Viridiplantae; Streptophyta; Magnoliopsida; Asparagales; Orchidaceae
Exons: 5
Coding region: 269-1168 (299 amino acids)
Source: RefSeq, a predicted model, not a curated record
CCCCUCUCUCCCCGAAACCCUCGCCUCAAUGCUCCUCCCAGUUUCGCCUAGAUACCCUUCACUCUCCUGCGCGAUCCCUCUCCAGGUUUCGCCCGAAACCAUCACCUUCGUUACUCGCCAUACACUCGCAAUUGGAGCUAACUAGGGAGGCAGCGGCGGGAUCAGAGUCCCGAACUCCCAUCUUUCUUCCUUUUCGCACCGCUUCUACCCGAAUAUUUUGUUCAUACUGACUGUCCGGCAGGAUUUGGGUCUAAUCCAGAGGCCAGCGAUGGGUCGGAAGAAGACGGUGAUGAUCGACGACGACGAGUACUCUUUGCCGAUAGACGAACAGCAAGUUCAGGCAUCUGAGAAAGAAAACCGCGCUUCAAUCAACACAGGGUCGAAGAAGAAUAAGAAGGGAGGCGGCGGGGCCAAAUCACAGCGCCAUGGAGGCCAGGAGGAUUUGGAGAUCGAGCAGCUUGCUGGUGCCGAAGACGAGGAGGCGAAGAUGAGCAAAGAUAAUGUUGAAGAGGAAGAUGAACUGAUUUCGAACGUGUUUUCUGGAAAGAAGAAAGCUUCUAAAUCUAAGAAAGACAGAGUUUCUCAAGGCAAUAAUGUUGCUAAUGUUACAGCCAUUGGUAAAGAAGAAGGUAAUCAGCAAGAUGAGGAAGAUGCACCCGUGAUUGUAUCUUUUUCGGGAAAGAAGAAGCCUUCUAAAACCAAGAAAGAGAAAAAUUCCCAAGCUUCCAGUUCCUUUGAUGCCAAUAAUCUUAUUUGGACAAUCAGAGACUUCCCGGCUUAUGGGAUGCUAUCUGAUUGGAGCAUAACUGGGAAAUUGAUCAUAUUUUGUCUUGACGGCAUUUGGCCUGUUAGUGCAAGUGAGUCCUCUCCGGACAUCCCAUUGAAAACAGGGGAUUCCUCCAGGAAAGAUGAGCUCGAUGAUUUCCGAUACUUCCAGAGGAUUGCACUGCUACUGCAAAAUACAAUGUUUACUGGUUACUUCACGCAUUAUAAUAAAGAGGCAGAACCAUCGUUUGUCGAAAAACAGCUAAAACACGUCUGUUUUGAAACUGCAAAAAACAAACAAACAAUCGGCUUAUCCGCAGCAGCUUUUGCACAGCAGUUUUUUACCACUACUAUUGCGCGGCAACUUGUUAAUAAGCUGCAGCAAUCCCAAGCAGACCCUUAA